AUGGCGCUCCCUGAGAUCAGAUUGACUGGUUGGGCUACACGGGAUGUUCGAUUUCCGACCUCGCUCGACAAAACCGGCUCAGAUGCUAUGAACGCAGCAGGGGAUUAUUCAGCCGCGUAUUGCAUUCUUGAAACUGAUUCAAGUGUCCAAGGCCAUGGGAUGACCUUUACGAUUGGCCGCGGUAACGACAUCGUCUGCCGAGCCAUCGACCACACCUGGCGCCAUCUUGUCAACGAUAGCCAACUUCGAUGGAUCGGCCCGGAGAAGGGCGUCAUCCAUCUAGCUCUUGGCGCCGUUGUGAAUGCCAUAUGGGAUCUUUGGGCCAAAGUCCUGGGCAAGCCUGUGUGGAGAGUAGUAGCGGAUAUGAGCCCAGAAGAAUUUGUGCGGUGCAUCGACUUCCGCUACAUUACCGACGCUAUCACCCCCGAGGAGGCGAUUGACUUGCUUCGUGCAUCUGAAGAAGGCAAGGCUCAAAGACUAGAGGACGCCCUCAAUAGCCGUGCCGUGCCAGCAUACACCACUAGCGCCGGGUGGCUCGGAUAUGGCGAAGAGAAGAUGAAGGAUCUUCUUCGUGAGACUCUAAACAGUGGUUACAAACAUUUCAAGGUCAAGGUUGGGGGUAGUGUCGAAGAGGACCGGAGAAGACUGGGUAUCGCUAGGGAGAUUAUAGGCUUCGACCAGGGCAAUGUGCUGAUGGUGGACGCCAACCAAGUUUGGUCCGUACCUGAGGCUAUCGAGUAUAUGGCACAGCUGGCGGAUUUCAAACCUUGGUUCAUCGAAGAGCCGACCUCUCCCGAUGACAUCGCUGGCCACAGGGCUGUGAGAGACGCUCUCAGGCCGUACGGAAUUGGUGUUGCGACGGGCGAGAUGUGCCAGAACCGUGUCAUCUUUAAGCAGCUCAUUGUAUCGGGCGCUAUAGACGUGUGUCAGAUCGACGCUUGCCGCCUUGGAGGUGUGAAUGAGGUUCUCGCCGUGCUGUUGAUGGCCAAAAAGUUUGGUGUGCCACACCUUAGCACCAUUGAUUAUGUCGCCGUUAGCGGCAAGCUUUCGGUGCUCGAGUUUGUCGACCAUCUCCAUGAGCACUUUUUACACCCAGCCUUGAUCAAGGAUGGGUAUUACCAGACCCCGAUGGACCCGGGAUAUAGCGUUGAAAUGAAGACAGAGAGCAUGGAUCGCUACGAGUAUCCAGGUGCGGCGGGGGUUAGCUGGUGGACAACAGAUGAGGCAAGAAUCAUCUUGGACGGUGAGAAGCUCUAG
Parascedosporium putredinis is the source of this 1257-nucleotide messenger RNA. The record is from the annotation of a GenBank genome assembly. Lineage: Eukaryota; Fungi; Ascomycota; Sordariomycetes; Microascales; Microascaceae.